Messenger RNA from Podospora anserina S mat+, 1098 nucleotides. RefSeq lists its product as uncharacterized. Lineage: Eukaryota; Fungi; Ascomycota; Sordariomycetes; Sordariales; Podosporaceae. Bases 1 to 1098 code for a protein of 365 amino acids. The transcript has a single exon. The record is from RefSeq and is a predicted model, not a curated record.
AUGAGUUCAGCAAAAGACAAGCCCUCCGGGAUCCCAGUCCCUUCCAACCCGGCCACUACAAGCCCGACUGCCACGACAAGCCCAAUUCACCGUCGCUCGUCAGUGGGGUCCCAAACGGGAAACAACUCCAAGGGGACGCGGGUGAAAUUUGAAGAGGGCCAGCAGAAGAAGCCCGAGGCCGCAGAGGACAAGAAGCCCGAGGUGGUGGAAGAAGACGCGCAUAAGAAUCCCAAUGUCAAACCCGGGGAGAAGCCGAAACCGAAGCCUCAGACGCAAGGGGAGGAAAAGAAACCCGACCUCCCCAAACCCAAGGACGACGACUCCAACACUGACAACGACGACCCCUUCCGAUUCGCCACCGUCCCGGACGAGCUCCUACCCACCGGCCUUCCCCCCAUUGAAGAAGACGAGCCGGAAGAAGAAGAAGUCGAAUCAUUUUCAGAGAACUUUUACUACCUCCAAGACGACCAACAAGACGUCUACUCCUUCACCACCCCGCCAACAUCCCCUGACUUCCCCCCCGGAAACCCCUCCAUGGUUUCUUCCUCCCUGCGUAAAACCCUCAACGAAGAUUUCUCCCCCCCUCACCCCCCUUACCUCCUCCUGCAUGGAACGCUCAUCCUUCUCGGGACACUCACCUACGCCCUGCUAAACUCCACAAACGUCACCUCCCUGACAGCCCUCCUCUCCCCAGGCAUCCAGCUCCUCCUAUCAGGCAUCGUCCUCUCCCUCGUCGAUGCCUCCCAACCCUCCGACCCCGUGACUCCAGGUUGGAAGGCGCUCGUCCAGCUGGCCACGGUGGUAGAGUGGCUGUAUUUCCUGCUGGAGCUCCACCAAAACUUUUACGACUACAGCGCCCCGGGGGCGUAUCUCCCUGGCGGGUACGGGAUCGACUUUGAGUUUGGGAGCGAUGACCCGGCCGAUUAUGGGACGUUGGACAACCCCAAGUGGCCGCACGAGGCCAAGGUCAAGGCGACGAGGGGGAGGGGCCUGAACUUGGAGGGGAGGGUGUUGGAGGGGGUGGAUAGGUUUGUUGGUGUUGCUGCUGGGGUUGGGUUGGUUCUUAUUGUGAGUUCUUUUUCUUCUCUUAUUGAUUGA